Molecule: messenger RNA, 5106 nt
Organism: Carassius gibelio (silver crucian carp)
Lineage: Eukaryota; Metazoa; Chordata; Actinopteri; Cypriniformes; Cyprinidae
Gene: dlg1a
Product: discs large MAGUK scaffold protein 1a
Exons: 26
Coding region: 552-3470 (972 amino acids)
Biological process (GO): neurotransmitter receptor localization to postsynaptic specialization membrane; chemical synaptic transmission
Cellular component (GO): postsynaptic density membrane; neuromuscular junction; neuron projection
Molecular function (GO): kinase binding
Source: RefSeq, a predicted model, not a curated record
UUGCAGGAAAGUUUGGGAAUUUCGGGAACACUGGAAGAAAGAGGAAGUCGUGCGCUUUAGAAGUUUCGAUUACGGAUGUAUGCGGAUCCAAGUCUCCAGUCAGGAGGGAACGGGAGACAUGUGUGAACGGAAAACCGUCUGCGAGUGAACUUUACUUGCACUUCAGCAAGGAUUAUUAGUAUUUCUGCCUUUUCACUUCCAUUGGAACAGAUCGAAAUGCAGUUUUUCCAAAUGUUUGUAAUGCACUCUGCGAUUUGUUGAUUUACUACUCUAUGCACUUGUCUGCAAAAAGUUGAGUAAAGUUGUAUGAAACUGUCCAUGGGGUCCUGCCGCAUCUGACAGGGUUAUGAGGAAGUGGUCACUUACUGUUUUUAUUGGAUUGGAGGACUAUAGAUAUUGAGCGUUCACAUGUCAGCCUGACUCGGUCACUGAUCGCCGGUGAUUGUUGAUCUCAAGAAAUCAAAGUGACGCGACUGAAAGUGAAAGCGAUCAGUCAUUCAAUGGUUUACAGCAGUCGCAGUUAAGAGACUUUGAAUCUUUGAGUCUUGAUCAUGCCAGUGAGAAAGAAAGAUGCUCAGAGGGCACUGCUGCUUCUGGAAGAAUACCGAACUAAACUCAAUCAGACCGGAGAUCCUCAUCUCAGACAUUCAAUUGAGAGAGUCAUCAAUAUUUUUCAGAGUCAACUCUUCCAGGCUCUUAUAGAUAUUCAGGAAUUUUAUGAAGAGAGCCUCCAGGAUAAUGAGAAUAAGCCCACAGAGCCGUCAAGCCUUAAAACCAGAGGACCCUUUCCUCCUGUUAAUGAAUGGAAUCUCACUGGCCCUCACAGUACCACUGGACAAACAGAAACUGUGCCCAGCAUCAAUGCCCAAAGCAAAGAGAAAUAUAGAUAUCAGGAUGAGGAUACCACGUCGCCUCCAGAACACAGCUCUCCACACCUACCAGGGGAUGUGCGUCCUCCUGAGCUGGUGCAGGUGUCGGAGAAAAACAUCUCCCAGAUCGAGAAUGUACACGGCUAUGUUUCCCAUUCACACAUCUCUCCUAUGAAGGUAGAGUCUCUGGAGUGCGUUUUUGACGGGCCGUCUACAUUAGGAGGUGAGGAGGUCCCAGCCCCUGCAUUUGCCACACUAUACUCGCAAAGUGACACACUGAUGCAGCAGGCAGAUGUCAUUCCUCCCUCCGCUCCCAUAAUCCCUGUGAUCCCUAUCUCACCCGUCCCAGCCGAGACCACUGCCAUUCCUGCACCCACGUCACAGGCAAGCCCCGCUCCGGUGGUGGUGAACACAGAAAGCCUUGACACCUCGCCCUAUGUAAGUCCAUAUGUGAAUGGAACAGAAGCUGAUUAUGAAUAUGAAGAAAUUACACUUGAACGGGGGAACUCAGGCCUGGGUUUUAGUAUUGCAGGCGGUACCGAUAACCCUCACAUCGGCGAGGACCCAAGCAUCUUUAUCACAAAGAUCAUCCCAGGAGGAGCUGCCGCACAGGACGGCAGACUCGGCGUUAAUGACUGUAUACUGCGGGUAAAUGAUGUAGAUGUGAGAGACGUAACUCACAGCAAUGCUGUGGAGGCACUGAAGGAGGCAGGCUGCAUUGUCAGACUGUACGUCAGAAGAAGAAAAGCUGUCACAGAAAAAAUAAUGGAUGUAAAGCUGGUAAAAGGUCCUAAAGGUCUAGGUUUCAGUAUAGCCGGAGGAGUUGGAAACCAACAUAUUCCUGGGGACAACAGUAUUUAUAUCACCAAAAUCAUUGAGGGAGGAGCAGCCCACAAAGAUGGACGACUUCAGACUGGAGAUAAACUUAUGGCUGUGAAUGCUGCUUGCCUUGAAGAGGUCACUCAUGAAGAUGCCGUGACUGCCUUGAAAAACACCCCUGAUGUCGUCUAUUUAAAAGUGGCGAAACCCACUAGUGUCUUUAUGAAUGACAGUUACGUUCCUCCCGAUGUCACCAGCUCCUAUCCCCAGCACAUGGAGAACCAUAUCAGCACCCAAAGCUAUCUGAGUCAGCCAAUAACCCCCGCCACCCCAUCUCGGUACUCCCCCAUCUCAAAAGGCAUGCUGGGAGAUGAUGAGAUCACAAGGGAGCCUAGGAAGAUAGUCCUACAUCGGGGCACCACGGGACUAGGCUUCAACAUUGUAGGAGGAGAGGAUGGAGAGGGUAUCUUCAUCUCAUUCAUAUUAGCAGGAGGGCCUGCAGACCUGUGUGGAGAAUUGAGAAAAGGAGACCGUAUCAUUUCUGUAAACGGGGUGGACCUCCGCAGUGCAACGCAUGAACAGGCAGCUGCAGCACUGAAGAAUGCUGGACAGACUGUCACCAUCGUGGCUCAGUACAGACCUGAAGAGUACAGUCGAUUUGAAGCCAAAAUCCAUGAUCUACGGGAGCAGAUGAUGAACAGCAGUAUUAGUUCAGGCUCCGGCUCAUUGCGGACUAGUCAGAAGAGGACUCUGUAUGUCAGAGCCCUGUUUGAUUAUGACAUAACGAAAGACUCCGGCCUGCCCAGUCAGGGGCUGAACUUCCACUUUGGUGACAUCCUACAUGUCCUGAAUGCCUCGGACGAGGAGUGGUGGCAAGCGCGGCAUGUGACUCCAGAUGGCGAGAUGGAGGAGAUGGGCGUCAUUCCCAGCAAGAAGAGGGUGGAGAGAAAAGAAAGAGCCAGGUUAAAGACGGUUAAAUUCAACUCCAAAUCUCGAGACAAAGGGCAUUCACUCAAUGACAAGCGUAAAAAGAACCUCUUUUCUCGAAAAUUCCCUUUCUACAAGAACAAGGAUCCCAACGAACAGGAAACGAGUGAUGUGGACCAGCAUGUAACUUCUAAUGCCAGCGAUAGUGAAAGUAGUUACCGUGGACAGGAAGAAUAUGUCCUCUCAUAUGAGACAGUCACGCAACAGGAAGUGAGUUAUGCUCGUCCGGUGAUAAUCCUUGGACCCAUGAAAGACCGGAUCAAUGACGAUCUAAUCUCGGAGUUCCCGGACAAGUUUGGAUCAUGUGUUCCCCACACGACUAGACCUAAGCGAGACUAUGAGGUUGAUGGUCGGGACUACCAUUUUGUUAAUUCACGGGAACAAAUGGAAAAAGACAUUCAAGAUCACAAGUUCAUUGAGGCCGGCCAAUAUAACAACCACCUGUAUGGGACGAGCGUGCAGUCGGUGCGAGAGGUUGCAGAAAAGGGCAAGCACUGCAUCCUGGAUGUCUCAGGCAAUGCCAUCAAGCGACUCCAGUUAGCACAGCUCUUCCCCAUUGCGGUGUUCGUCAAACCCAAAUCGGUGGAGAAUAUUUUAGAGAUGAAUAAAAGAUUGAUGGAGGAGCAAGGCAGGAAGACCUAUGAGAGGGCCAUGAAACUGGAGCAGGAAUUCCUAGAGCACUUCACCGCCAUUGUACAAGGGGACACGUUAGAAGAGAUCUACAACCAGGUUAAGCAGAUCAUCGAGGAGCAGUCUGGGACGUUCAUCUGGGUACCUGUCAAAGAGAAAUUGUGAGAUGGUUGGAGACAAAUAAACCUUAUUUUAGUGUAGUUUUUUUUUUUUUCUUAUUUCUUUAUUUUUUUUACACUAACCUGGCCUGCUGCUUGCAUUGGCUUUUUGACCCCUGAGCAUAGGAAAUACAUUUUCUUUGGAUGGGCUUGGGGUCAUGGUGGUCUCACGGCCACCGCUCUCUCUCUCUCUCAUGCCUCUCUUUGAAACUGCUGUCUAGAACUCGCAUCCCAAUCUCCGCAUUUCAUCCUCCGGUCGGGGGAGACAUGCCUGACCAGCGACUUACUGGACAGAUUAUACGGUACAGAUUCCUUAAUGUUUAAGGGAGGUGACUUGCUCGAAGGAAAACCAAUGAGUUAAUGCAUUAUAUACAUUUUGGUUUGUUCUUUUUCCAUAUAUGAUCAGAAGUUAACGCUUUCAUGUCUGUCUCUGAAAAGGCAUAAAGCCACACUUUGCACGUUUUUGCAUUAAGAGCAUGUUUUGAAUUAUUCUUUUUCAGUUAACUUAUGUUUUUGAGCUACGUGAACUGCAGCCACCAUAUUACUUCUGUUUCCUCUCGUUGAUCUUGUAAAAUCAAGCAGCCCACUAAUUUUAAGCAGCUGAUCAGUUUUGUCACAAGUGCACAAAGAGGACGAAAACAUUUGGCACAAAAGUUCUUCUUUUUAUAUUAAAUGUCUAUUUGUCUUAACAAUCUGUGUACAUUUUAAUCAAGGUGCAAAUGGGGAGUAGCUUUUAGUCGAGGUGAAAAGGAACAGCUUACAAUUAUCUUUCAAAUCCAGGUGAUGACAUAUUCUUAUUAAAGAAACAAAUGCAAAAUGCAAAUAAGAGAGUAUAAAUUGUAAUGUAUAUUCAACCCUCAGUAUACUGCCUAUUUUGUUAUAACAAAGUCUAUAUUGAGCUUUAAUUAAACUCCACACCUAUGGGUAUUAUUUUCUUUAUAAUGUCAAACAUACACUCGUAUGAAUAUGCGUGUAUGUAAAUAAAAAUAAAUAUAAAUAGAUAUAUAAAUAUAUAUUUUCCUUUACUUUUACCACCAUCACUUUUGUUGUUGAGGGUUUGUUUUAUGCAAAAACACUGACACGCAGGACACACGGGCUGAAUGGUGGUGUUCCAUUUGCAUCUGCUCAAACAAUAUGAAAUAAAACUCAAGUUGGCAGUUUGUAGUCUUCUGCUAUCUCUCGCUCUCCUGUGUAGUUAUGUCAUAUUUACUUUGUCAUGUGACGUGCAUGAUUUCUAAAAGCAAUAGUCUUUGACACGAGAAGCGGAGGAGAGGGCUUCUCUUUCUGUUUUCACCUGGGAUUGUGAAAAUGUCAAGAGUUAGCAUGAACCGUAAACGUUAGAGGCUAGGAGAUUCUUGCCUCCAUGUGUGUGAACUUGUCGACUGCCCAGAGCUGAAGAGAGAUUUGCUUUACCACUCUCUAUCACAAGCCUUUAACUCUCCACCAAGGGGCGCGCUGACAGCGUAAACCUUUUCUUUCUUAAAUUACUCGGAGAUGAUUGUUUUCUAAAAGAUUGCUUCUCUAACUUGUCAUUUUGGCUUUCUAACACAUUUUUGACUCGAUUAUGUACAUAAUCUGCCAACUUGAUUCAUUCCAUUUGUCAAAAAGGAGAACAGCUAAUAAAAACCUUUUUUUUUCUCAUA